UCCAGUCACGGGACGGAGGUCAGCUCUCGUCUAUCAGCGCUUUUCUUUCGAUUUGUGUUGCCGUUGAAAUGGCGUCAGCAGCAGCAGGGAGACGUCGUUCAAUUUAUGAUCGUCCUAACAUGUCGACUACUGGAAAAGCAAAGCUGAACAUAGUACUGUGUGGAAAUGAUUCAACACUUAACAACUCAGUGUCUAAAAUGUUUAGAGGCAAAACAAGUAAACCUCAGAAAGAGAUGAGUAAAGUGUGUGUGAAGAGAGAAGGAAUGAUUCAUGGACGACAGAUCAGUGUACUAGAGCUUCCAGCUCUCACUCGACUCUCAGAGGAGGAAGUGAUGCGUCAGACUUACCGCUGUCUGUAUCUCUGUGAUCCUGGAGUUCAUCAAUUCAUCCUUGUUACUCCUGUUACUCUACUUACUAAUGAAGACAAAGCAGAAAUGGAGAAGAUUAAAGAAAUUUUUAACUCACUAGAGCACUUCAUGGUGCUUUUCAUUACUGAACGUACUGCUGACAAACGUGUGUCGGAUUUUGUGAAAUCCACAGAAUCUCAGCGUGUUGUGAGUCUCUAUGGGAGUUUGCACACUGUGAUGGGGUUAAAGGACCAGAGAAACUCAGAAAAGGUCUCAGACCUGUUUGAUUGUAUAGAGCGCAUGAAGAUCGAACCCUAUUCUCUUCAGAUGUAUAUGAGAGCUUCAGAGAAGAGAGUCAGACAUGAACUAGAAGAGAAACUGAGUGUGAAAGAUGAUGAAAUCAAAGAGUUACAGCAGAAGAUCAAGACACCGGAUUCAGGAGAAACAGAAGAUGAACUGAGGAUUGUGCUGCUGGGAAAAACUGGAGUUGGGAAGAGUUCAACUGGAAACACCAUCUUAGGAAGAAAAGCAUUUUUAUCAGACAUUUGUCAAACAUCUGUUACUAAAGUGUGUCAGAAAGUGACAGCUGAAAUCAACAGCAGACACAUUACUGUGAUCGACACUCCAGGACUGUUUGAUACUGAUCUGACUAAUGAGGAGAUCCAGAGAGAAAUCAGCAACUGCAUCCCCAUGAUUCUGCCUGGACCACAUGUGUUCAUCAUUGUGCUCAGUUUAGGACAAAAAUUUACUCAAGAAGAACAAACAGCAGUGAAGAUCAUACAAGAGACAUUUGGUGAAAGCUCUUUAAUGUUCACCAUGGUGCUCUUCACCAGAGGAGAUGAUCUCAAUGACAAAACCAUUGAACAGUAUUUGGGGAAAUCUGGAUCUAAUUUAAAUAAGUUGAUUGAAUCGUGUGGAAACAGAUUCCAUGUGUUCAAUAAUAAAGAGACUGGAGACCAAACACAGGUGACUGAUCUACUGCAGAAGAUAGACAACAUGGUGAAAGCAAACGGAGGGAGUUACUACUCAUGUAAGAUGUUCAGAGAAAUGGAAAGACAAAUACAAGUACAACAGAAGAAGAUACUGAUGGAGAAAGUGAAGAGGAUGAAGAUGAUAAUGAAGGAAGAAAGACAGAAACAUGACAAAGAGAGAAAGAGAAGAGAAGAGGAAUAUAUAGAGAAAGAAGAACGAUAUAAAAGAGAUAUUAAAGACAAAGAGGAACAAGAGAGAAAGAUGCAAGAGGAGAUGAAGAGAGAAAGAGAGGAAUGGGAGAAACAGAAACAACAGGAAAGACAAAGAAGAGAAGAAGAGGAGGAGAACUGGAGAAAAAGAGAACAGGCGAUGUGGGAUGAAUAUAAUCAGAGACUUAAACAGGAGGAAGACAGAAGUCAGAGAGAGAGAGCAGAUCUUCAAUCCAAAUAUGAGGAACAGAUAGAGAGAAUGAAGAUGAUGAUGGAGGAAGAAAGACAAAAUCAUAAUCAAGAGAGAAAGAGAAGAGAAGAAGAAUUUAGAGAGAGAGAACAACAAUAUAAAACAGACAUUAAAGAAAGAGAGGAACAAGACAGAAAGAUACGAGAGGAGAUGAAGCGAGAACAAGAGGAAUGGGAGAAACAACAACAAGAAGCAAGACAAAGAGAAGAAGAGAAGGAUUCAUGGAGAAAGAAAGAACAGGCAAUGUGGGGUGAAUAUAAUCAGAGACUUAAACAAGAGAUGGAGAAAAUGAAGAUGAUGAUGGAGGAACAAAGACAGAAUCACGAUGAGAGGAAGAAGAAAGAACAGGAAACAUGGGAUGAAUUUUAUGAGCAACUUAAACAAGACAUAGAGAGAAUGAACAUAAAGAUAAAGGAAGUCAAAAAACAUGAUAAACAUUAAAGAAUGAAGCAGAGAAAGCCUAGAUUUGAUAUGUAUUUGUACUAUAAGUGCAUAUUAAAUGUCUUAUUUUGGAACUACUUGAAGUAUGUUAAGUGUUAUUUAAGAUAUGUGUAAUGCCAAGCCAGCAGAGGGAGCCCUCACCCGAGUACUGACUGCCUACGCUCCCUCUGCUGCUUCUACUUUCACUUACUGUUUGGGACUAUUUAAACAGUGACCAUGUGCUUGCUCUUUGCAAAGUAUUGCCAGUUAACCUGCCUUACCAAGCGUUCUGCUAUAUUACUCUGUCUGCUUACCUGUUGCUGUUUUGCCUUGCUUUUGGAUUCACGAGAUUAUGGAUUAUCCCUUUGGAUUGUUUGUCAGAUUGGACUGCUUUCAUGGUUUGAACCUAAAGCUUGUCUUCUUGCUAUCGUUCUCUGUAUCACCCCUGUUGUAUUGUUUCCCCGGUUGGACUGAUAUCACGGUUUGGACCCACAGCCUGUCUUUUCACUGUUGUUUCCUGGAUUGCCCUAUUGUGUUUUUUACUGAUCAGACUGCCUCUCUGGUUACUGACCUUUUGCCUGCCUCCCUGUAUUUGCCUGCUUCUACAAUCCCUA
Molecule: messenger RNA, 2812 nt
Organism: Labeo rohita (rohu)
Lineage: Eukaryota; Metazoa; Chordata; Actinopteri; Cypriniformes; Cyprinidae
Product: GTPase IMAP family member 8
Exons: 4
Coding region: 69-2219 (716 amino acids)
Molecular function (GO): GTP binding
Source: RefSeq, a predicted model, not a curated record